AAUCAAAGUUGGCUGUAGCCGCCACGCACAUUAUUCGAGAUGUCCUACAUACUUCACUUCUCAACUUUGCUCAAUCUUUAGCUGAAAUUUCCGGAUUCUUCAGCAUUCUUCAAAACGAACUUAGUAUCCUCGCUCGCAACAGCGAUGCUAGCAUUACAAAGUUGCACUAUUACAAGUGUAGAAAUAAAGUACCAGCCAUCGUCGCUGCCUGUCAGUUUUACAUGAAAAGCAUCCCUGACUGCCAAACUGAGCUCUUAUGCAUUCCCAAUGACUGUGAUAAAAAUUAUGUACAACAAUGGCUUAUCGAAAAAAAGGCAAAGAUUGGAAAUGUACAUCUUUCUGAAGCACUGACACAUAGUAAUCCAUAUGAUGACGAUUACUAUGAUAAUGACGAUAAUGACGAUAAUGACGACCAUUAUGAUGAUAAUGAUAGUUUCGGUAGUGAUAACUGA
Funneliformis mosseae is the source of this 452-nucleotide messenger RNA. Lineage: Eukaryota; Fungi; Glomeromycota; Glomeromycetes; Glomerales; Glomeraceae. The record is from the annotation of a GenBank genome assembly.